AUGCAGAGACCGCAGAAACCGACACGGUUCGGAGAUUGGCGACCAGCGGGGGCUAGAAGGCGGAGCGAUUGCUCGCAAUCGCGCACUGCUCGACGUUGCGCUCAAUCUUCAGGCAUGGCUUGUCAAACUGGAAUCCGAGGUCAGUUCAUAAAGAAUGAUUUUAUUCAAUGUUGACUGUUGACAAAUGUUUAUGUAUGCCGAUGUGACAAAGACGUCUUUAUUGAUUUUGCGCCUUUGUGCUUUUUUUUUGAUGUUAUAGUUAUCGAUGUAUACUUUAGUUUGUUCUAAAUACUUUUUCUGCUGAACUUGAUGAGCUCAGAAGGCUAGAAAUAGCUCGUUGUUUUUUUAAGAAAAAUUUUUUUGCAAACGGGAAAUGUUGGUCAAAAAAAUUCAUAACUAUUUUUCCAAAAAAAUAAAAAUUCUAAACGAACCUGUCAGCAAAAGGUGGAAUUUUACUUUAAUUACUGACUAUAAAAUAUGUGAAAACUCUAUCUGUAAUUUUUUUAAGUUAAUUGUAAAAGCAAGUUCUUGUUAAAACUUUUUUUAGACCUAAAAAGUUGUGUGACUAAAUUUUUAGCCCUCUUUUUGAGUCUGAGAAAGUGUUUAAAAAACUAUUCUCUCAGAAUAAGAAAAAAAAUCAUGCUUUUUAGAGACUUCUGAAAGAGAAUCACAAUUUAAAAAGGAAAAAAAUAACUUUUCUCACCACAUGUUUGUAGUUUUUUUCUUUAUUUUUCUGAACUUAUUUCAAAAAGUCGAUAAAUGUUUGUAUAUUCUAUAUAGUUCUGUGAGAUGAAUCUUCUGUAACAAUGGGAAAGAAAGCAGUUCUGAAAACUGGCCACUCCAAUGUCGGCCACGUUUUGAGAAAAGUCGCUCUAAGAACUUCUUUGUUCGUGUGGCGGUACGCUUGCGCAACGAGGCGCAUAAUGCCUCGGAUAACCUUGACGUUUGGCAUUGGUUAGAUCUCCCAAGUCGGCGAUAAUGUGGCCUAGAAAUGAAUAAGGCCUGCGUUUUUUGGCAUCAUAUUUCAAAAAAAAACUUUAUCAAUAUGGUAUAAAGAUAACCGAAUAUCUCUUUUUUUAGAUAAAAAAAAUAAUUUAAGCUCUGAAGAAACAGGUAGACCAGUUCCUCCAAACACUUCUUGACACUUUAGUUCAUAUUUGCCCUGCGCGAGAGCACAAUCAACUAUGUUUACAUUUGUUUCUAUGAGAUUGAUUGUUACGGAGCUCGCAUAUAAGAAGCAAAUGUAGUUUUUAUGAAAUGUCUUCUUUUUUUCGAAGUCUCAAUGUUAACCGAAAAACGAUUUUUUAAUUUUUUGAUUAUCGGUGUUUAGUAAAAAAAAGGGCUGCUGAAACUUUACUUUUGCUUUUUUUGAACUUGUCUGAAGAUAUUUUUUGCAAGCCAACGUGAAAUAAACUGCUCACGAGAAAAACCAGAUCCCAAGUCGGCUCAGUUGAAUUUUAAAAUUUUCGCGAUUUUCUUCGAAAUUAGUUUUUGGAACUCCUGCAGCACCGAGCAAAAUUAUCCCUUUUGCAAGAUUUUUGGAAGCUUGUAAGAGUAUUCCAACCUACUUUUUAAGCUUCUACAAAAAUCAAAAAGCUUUUUUGAACAGACUUAUAGAGCCUGCUCAAAAACGCCUGUUCCUUGUGGGAGCUAGACUGAGGCCCUUCAUUCCAGCGGUUUUUGAGAACCCAGAAUGAACAAGGAUUUGUGUGAGAUUCCGGGCUGCUCCAGAGCUAUGUGACUGGCGGUACGUACGGUGCAGCGACGAAAACAAAUGAAAGUGGCUAUUGCAAAUAAGGCACAGACUUGAGCAACCAGCCGCUCCAGCAGCAGCUGUCCAUCAUUGGGGAUGUGUUCGGAGAAAUCCGAUCCACUUGGGGACUCUUUGCAUUCGAUGUUGUGCCGAGUUGCUACUAAUUAUUGAUGAGUCGUCCUGAGAACCAACGCAAGACAAAAAUUUCCGAACUUUCAAUGAACACAUCUGUUCUCAUUCAUACACAAUGCACUUUGUGGGGAUAUUUAUUGAUUCUUUCGCGCCCAGGGGUUAGACUGGAGCACUGAGUUUUUUUUUGUACUUUAAUAUGAAAAUAAAAAAAAAACAUUAUCAGAGCGAAACCAGAAUAGACAAUAAAUAAAAAGUCCGAAAUUUAAAAAAAUUUUUGGCAAAAAAACGAUUAUUUCAUAGAAUACGUUAAUGGAAAGCAAUUUUGAUCCGUUAAAGCUUAUUUCAAGUAGACUCAUUAUUUAACCUAUUUCUUAAAUUGCAACUUUAUCAUGUCCAUUGCCUCCCUUAACUUUUUUCAAAAAAAUUUUUAAUAGCGAUUUAUUUUUUUCUUCGAAAUAUUCGCUCGAGCUCUCAUUGUUUUUUGAUUUGAACGUUUUGAUUAUUAAAAACAGAAAAAAAGUAUUUCAUUCAAUUGUAAAAGCAAAUUUAUAACUUCGUGUCGCAUUCCAUAUGAACAGAGAAUUUGUCCUCUCAAAAAAUACUCAAUAGUCUUUGUUGGAUCUGAAAAGAAACACACAAAGCGUAUUUCUCUUUCUCGUUUGAUUAUUAAAUAGCACAAAGAAAUGUACUUCUUUCAUCGCUACGCCAAAAUAAGACGUUGUUCCAAGAAAGAAUUGAAUGAAUUAGUUAAAUGUAAAAAUGUAUUACAAAACGUAUUCUCUCCUUUGCUCUGGAAUGGGAUUGAAAAUGAAUAAUUUCAGCAAACGCGGGCCUGAAAAACGCGUUGAACCUCGGAAAGCAGGCCAAAUUGAGGCUCAUCAAGGUCGUCGUCAAAAAUGGUCCUUUCUACUUUUUAAUGAGGUGUCCAAAAAUUCUGUUCCAGAAGAGCUGACGUCAAAUUACGAGUACGCAGGAACGGGGAACUGGCGGGAUGACUGGCGCGCGACGCUUCCGGAGUGCGUCGACGCAUUUGAGCCGUGCUUCAUUCUCUUCCGCCUCAACACCAUCACCGAAUGGAUCCUCAUUACGUUCGUCGUUUAAAUCGAAUGUUUUGUAAAGAGCAAGAAAAAAGACCUCGAUUUGUGAACAAAAAAAGUAUUCAAUAAGUUCAAGUAAUAUCAACUUUAGAUUUUCAUUUUUAAUUAAGAGUCAUCAGAAGGUCAUCUGAUUAGAACCUCAAAAUUCGGAACUCACGAUUUGAUCUAGAUUUGCAAAAUCGAAGCUUUUUUUUUAUACUUCAAUCAUUUUUUAAUACUUCAAUCAUCAAGAAACUUUUUUUUUCUUGAUCCUAUUGAAAUAGAUUUUUUAGAUCUUCGCGCAUUACAUUUAUCCGUUUUUUUGUACCAAAUUUUUUUAGGGGAACAAUAACCAAAGCAGAAGUUUUUGAAAAAAACUUUUUAGAGACACACUGAAUUUUAUUUUCAACGUAUAUUUCUUAGAAAUGCGGUUUUGAGAAUUUAAUUUUCUUUUGAAAUUGAAAAAAAGUCCAAUAAAAAAAUCUUCGAAGCUUUUUUUGCUCAAAAUGAAAAAAUUAUUUUUUUCAGAUUCGCCGACGAUCGAGCACCAGUUCGAGAAAAAAAAUGCUUCUCGCCGCAACUUGCCUGACUUUCAAAAGCGAGUUCGGACAAGUCUAUAUUGAGCAUGAAAAACACGUCACUGACCGAAAGGUUUUCUUUUUUGCUCACAUCUUCCUUAUUUGUUUUCCAGGACCUUACUCUUGACUCCUUCGAAUCUUGGCUGAAAUCAAAGUCAGAAUUAGGACCGAUGAGCGAAGUUGAAAAAGGUGAAAAAUAAUUGUGAAAGUUUGAUGUAUUAUUGCGAUUCCAGAGCUUCAUAAUGCUCAGCAGGAACGAGCGGCUAUAGCUCAUGCCGGUCCACAACACAUGAAAGUGAGUUUCAGAACACUUGUAGAAGCUGACGAGAGCAUCAGCAUCAUCGAUCAGUUUUGAUUUUCAGGGUGUCGCGUUCCCUGUCGAUCGAAACGCCGAAGACGCACUACGCCAACUGGCCACGGGUCGUCUUUCAUUUGUCCAACUUUCAGUUCGUUUUUUUUUCUUCUCAAACGUUACAGAGACCGAGAAAUAGAAAAAAUCCCAUAAGAAAAAAGAACGGAUAAAAAGGUUUGACGCCAUUUUUUAUGAGCCGAAAUUUUUUCAGCUAUUGAUUGUCGGUUCCAUCUGAUCAGAAAUCAGGAAAAAAACAACAAAAGCGAGAAAAUUAUAAAAAAUUAUUCAUUUUCUGCAUCCCAGUUUUUUUCAUUCAAAUCUCAAAUUUGAAUGAUUCUGAAAACUUUUCUGGACAUUCCACGAACACUUAUGAUACCACGUUGUGAAGCGACUUUGCAACCAAAACUCAUACUCCGUUGCCAAACAACACUUGUGCUCCGCUGCAUAGGUUCAUUUUACGUCGCAGAGACAAAAGACGCCAGUCGACCCAUUGUUUAUGUGGAGAGUGUGCUGAAGAUUGAAUUAACCGCCAAGCAGAUGGCCUAAGGAACGGCGAGUAUUCAGGUCGACACGUUGAACGAGGCAAUUAAACUCGAAGGAACUGCCGAGCAACUCGAGCCGACGCAGUUGGCGUCCAAGGUGCCGCGGGACAAGCCGCGGUACACGUUCUACCGGUUCGAUCACACCUGGGAAGGAACUCCCCAACGUUGUACAUGUUAGUAUUUUUUGUUUUUAGUUUGAGCAAAUGUGAAUGACAGACCUCAGGGAGUUGCGCUGUUUUCGUGAGUCAAAAGAUUAAUGGGCUCUUUUUCUGGGCAAAAACUUGCAGUUGACCAAGUUAAUGCUUCCGAAAAGUUUUUGGUACUAGAAACAAAAUUGCAAUAGAAGAAAAAAAAAAUGGUUCCGUUUUUUUUUUUGAAUUUUUGAAACUUUAAACUAGAAUAUCAAUCAUUUUUCUCAUUAUUUUCAGUGUUCAUUUACUCACUUCCAUCGUCGGGUAGCUCCAUCAAAGAAAGAAUGCUCUAUUCAAGCUGCAAGGGUCCAUUCCUUUCAACCGCAACAAAUGUUUAUGGAGUCGUCAUAACAAAUAAGGUUUGUGAAUUAGUCUUUUUUUGUCAUUUUUCGUGAAGAAAUCUGGUCUGAAGCGGGAAAAAUAAUUUUUUUAAUUAUUGAGUAUACUUUUUUUCUUUUGGUAAGACUGAUUAUAGCUGAUUUUUUAGGGAAAAAUUUUCACACGAUGAAUCUAAAAACGAGAAGAAGGUGUUGAUUCUAAAAAUCUCAAAAGAUCUGAUUCAAAAAAAUGAAACUACCGAUGUUGCAGAUGGAAGUCGAUGCAAGGGAUGACCUCUCAGAGAAAGCUCUUCUAGAAGUCCUCCAUCCGUUGCCCCAGGAGCCACCCAAGCAGUUCGCCCGACCUGCGCCUCCCCGCGCCGGAGCCCGUCGCAUAACCAAAGUCUGA
Messenger RNA from Caenorhabditis auriculariae, 5350 nucleotides. The record is from the annotation of a GenBank genome assembly. NCBI's taxonomy places the organism in Eukaryota, Metazoa, Nematoda, Chromadorea, Rhabditida, Rhabditidae.